CUAUAUCUGAACCAGCAAUAUCUAGAAGCAACAUAGUUUGUGACGUGAGAGCUUAUCUUCGAUUAAUUUACGUUUUAAAGUUUAAUUAUUUUUUUAAUUUCUAAAUAUAAACACAUUUCAUCACUCAGCGCGAUAAGGAAACACCGAUUAAAUUCGAGUAUCACAUCAAAACGAGCAAAGUCAUUUCAUAGUUAACAAUGCCGCCUAAUACAGAUGGUCCUAAAUCAUCGUUAGGGUUUAAAUACCCUUCAUUAAGAGAUUGCCACUUAAAAACGUGUGAUAAUUGGUUAGAAGGGAAACGAAUCGAUGAUAACAUAAACGGUUUAUGGAGAAUCCACGAUAAAUUGUACGAUUUUAGUGAUUUUAUCAACUUACAUCCGGGUGGGAAAGAUUGGUUAAUCCUAACUAAGGGUACCGAUAUCACCGAAGCCUUUGAAUGUCACCAUUUAAAUGGAAAAGCUGAAAAUCUGCUUGGAAAGUACCUAAAAAAAUCGGCUAAUUUCCCGAGGCAAUCGCCGUUUACGUUUCAAGAAAACGGUUUUUAUAGAACAUUAAAAAAGCGGGUUCAAAAUGAAAUCAAAAAUAUCCCUGAAUCUUAUUCGCACAAAUCGAAAAUGAUUAUCGAUACGAUUUUUGUUAUCUUUAUGAUUACCUCGUUAUUGGCGAAUUCGCAAAAAUCUUAUUUUUUUGGGAUUAUAGCUGGGGUUAGUUUGAAUUUCCUCGCGAUUGCCGCGCAUAAUUUUUUCCACCAAAAAGAUAACUUUAGGAUGUAUUAUUUUGAUUUAACGUUGAUGUCUUCGCGUGAUUGGCGGGUUAGCCACGCUUUGAGUCAUCAUCUUUUUCCUAAUACAAUCAACGAUUUGGAGAUAUCCGCUUUAGAACCGUUUUUGCAAUAUUUGCCACAUCAAAAAAAUUUCGUUGCUAGAUAUUUAUCUUGGAUUUAUUCCCCGAUUUUUUAUACGGUUGUUUUUACAGCUUCUUCUAUAAGAAUGAUCGUCCAAUUAAUUAAAUAUAAAAAAUUACCAAGAAAAGAAAAUUUUCUUCCAAUUCUUUAUUUCUUUUUAAUUUAUUUUGGUUCAAACGUUACUUUUAUGGAAACCUUAAAAACAUUCUUUUUCAUUCAAAGCGUUGCGAGUUUAUUUUUCGGAAUUAUCGGAAUAAACGCGGCGCAUCAUCACCCAGAUAUUUUCCAUGACGGCGAUGCAUCAAGGUCACAAACAAAUUUAGAUUGGGGAAUCCAUCAAUUAGACGCUGUGAUGGAUCGAAAGGAAAUUUUAGGGUCGCAUUUUUGGGUUUUAUUGUCUUUUGGCGAUCAUGGAUUACACCAUCUUUUCCCUACUAUUGAUCAUGGAAAGCUCGGAAAAUUAUAUCCGAUUUUACAAAAGACUUGUAAAGAAUUCGGGGUCGAGUUGAAAUUAAAUACUAUCUGGGGAUUAACUUUCGGACAGUUUAAACAAUUAUCGAGAAUAGAACCGAAUCGGAAACCACUUAAAACAAUUUUGUAAUUUAUAUAAAAACUGGUUUGUGUAAAAAGAAAUAAAUUAUCUAUUUUUUUUAUUAA
Molecule: messenger RNA, 1561 nt
Organism: Onthophagus taurus
Lineage: Eukaryota; Metazoa; Arthropoda; Insecta; Coleoptera; Scarabaeidae
Product: cytochrome b5-related protein-like
Biological process (GO): lipid metabolic process
Molecular function (GO): heme binding
Source: RefSeq, a predicted model, not a curated record